Molecule: messenger RNA, 1784 nt
Organism: Trichomycterus rosablanca
Lineage: Eukaryota; Metazoa; Chordata; Actinopteri; Siluriformes; Trichomycteridae
Gene: dph2
Product: diphthamide biosynthesis 2
Exons: 7
Coding region: 109-1602 (497 amino acids)
Biological process (GO): protein histidyl modification to diphthamide
Molecular function (GO): 2-(3-amino-3-carboxypropyl)histidine synthase activity
Source: RefSeq, a predicted model, not a curated record
GAAGAAGACUACAGUAAGGAAGAGUUGAUGUCCUCACGUGGAUGUUUAUUUGACUGGACUGCGGGCUUUUAUUUUAGUGCUUAAUGUAGUUCCAGCCUUUACAGGAACAUGACAGAAGCAUUCAGCAGUAACAGUGAGACCGUGCUGCAGCGCUCGGUGGAUGUCAGCAGCACCGAUUCAGGCUGCUGUGCAGAAGAACUAGCGAAGAUUUAUCAGAUCAGUGAGACUUGUCAUUUUAUCUGGAGUAAUGAUUUUAAGAAGGUAGCUUUGCAGUUUCCUGAUGAACUUCUGGCAGAUUCAGUUGCAGUCUCUGCAACAAUAGAGAAGGAAACCCAAGUAAAAACUUAUAUUUUAGGUGACACCUCAUAUGGCAGUUGUUGUGUAGAUGAAGUGGCUGCUGAACAUGUUGGAGCUGACUGCAUCGUGCACUAUGGCCGCUCAUGUCUCAGUCCAUCCAGACGGUUACCCCUCAUGUACGUGUUCGGGAAGCGAACUAUCGAUGUGCAGAAGUGUGCUUCAGCGUUCAGAGAGCUCUACCCAGACCAAGAGAGCCAUGUGGUCAUAUUGUAUGAUGUCACCUACUGGCAUGCCAUAGAUGACUUCAAGGAGCUUUUGGGUGACACUUACCCCAACGUUGUGUUCUCUCUCCUGAGAGCAGAUCAUUCUCACGGUCAGGUCUAUGGACCUUUUGGAGGUAAUUCUGACUUGGACUGUGCAGAAGACAGGCUUGUUUAUAAAUGUGGCCGGCAGUUUUGUUUGAAAGAAGGAGAAAGCAUAGAAAAUUACGCAAUGUUUUAUAUUGGCCGAGAGGGUCUCACCCUUACAAACUUCAUGAUGACUUGGAACCAUUGUACCUUCAGUUCUUUUGACCCUGCCACAUCAACAGGCAGAGUCGAAUCAGUCAACAUCAACAAAGCGCUGAUGAAACGCUACUACGCCAUUGAGCGGGCAAAGGAUGCCAGUGUGGUGGGUAUCUUAGUGGGUACGCUAGGUGUUGCCAACUACCUGACCAUCAUCGAACAGCUGAAAGAUUGUAUUCGCAAAGCUGGCAAGAAGAGCUAUAUGUUUGCAAUGGGCAAGAUCAACGUACCAAAGCUGGCCAACUUCUUGGAAAUUGAUGUGUAUGUGUUAGUUGCUUGUCCAGAGAACUCACUGCUGGAUUGUAGCGAGUUCUACAGGCCAGUGGUGACGCCGUUUGAGAUGGAGCUGGCCUGCAACAAGCAUCGCAAGUGGACUGGAGAAUACGUCACAGAUUUCAGAGACCUCCUGCCUGGAGGACGCAAUCAUGUGGACUUUCCCGAGUCCAAUCAGACCAAUAAUGAUGAUCUAACAGAUGUGUCACUGAUUACCGGAGCCCUGCGUACUUCCUGUUUGCGUUCCUUCUCUGAGCAAGCAGAUGGUUCCUCAACUUCUUCUCUUGUCACCAGGAAUCAGACUCUAACUCUGGCCAACACUAACACUGCAGCUUCGUUUCUUGCAGGCCGUAGUUGGCAGGGUUUGGAACCCAAGCUGGGUGAAACGCCAGUAGUGAAAGCUGUGGAAGGAAGACGGGGUAUUGCAAUUGCCUAUGAAGAGGAGGGUACAGACAGCAAAGAUUGCUGAACCUGACCAUACAGCCUAAGUGUGCAAGAUGCUCAGUCUGCAGUAUAAAAGGAAAUGAGAAAGAUACAUGAGCAGCGGCAUCUCCAUCAUAAUCUAUGUACAUGCUAUGUAUACCAGUGUAAGAGUAUCAUAGUGCAAUGGGACUGGACCUAACAGUUUAAUACAUGCCCUGUCUAAAGUAA